Equus caballus (horse) is the source of this 2194-nucleotide messenger RNA. RefSeq names its product CD5 molecule like (gene CD5L). Gene Ontology annotation, cellular component: plasma membrane. Lineage: Eukaryota; Metazoa; Chordata; Mammalia; Perissodactyla; Equidae. The record is from RefSeq and is a predicted model, not a curated record. Gene Ontology annotation, molecular function: serine-type endopeptidase activity. Gene Ontology annotation, biological process: zymogen activation.
AUUCGUUUCUGGUCAUUUGAUAAGGCUUCUGCUGCUGAUAGGACCUGCCUGCCUCUCGCCUCUCUCCUCUCAGCACACUUGCAGCCAAAACUGAAUAUUCCUGCUCUGGGGCCUCCUUCCAGUCCUAAAUUUCAGCUCGUCAUCUUAAGCUGCCUGGGUCAUGGCUCUGCUAUUCUCCUUGAUCCUUGCUAUUUGCACCGGACCUGUUCUCUUAGGAUCUUCAUCCAGAGUGCGACUGGUGGGAAGCACCCGCCGCUGCGAAGGGCGGGUGGAAGUGGAAAAGGAAGGUCACUGGGGUGCCGUGUGUGAUGAUGGCUGGGACAUCAAAGACGUUGCUGUGGUAUGCCGAGAGCUGGGCUGUGGAGAAGCCAGGGGGACACCCAGUGGUAUUUUAUAUAAACCAUCAUCAGAAGAAGAGCGAAAAUUCCUCAUCCAAGACGUCGAUUGCAAUGGGAUGGAAGAUACACUGUUUCAAUGUGAGCUUGAAGACGUUUUUAAUUGCUUAGACAAUGAGGCUGCAGGAGCAUUGUGUGAGAUUCCAGAGAGUGUGCGGUUGGCUGGUGGCACCGGGGCCUGCAAUGGGCGAGUGGAGGUGAAGCACCAAGGGCAGUGGGGCACCGUGUGCAAAACAGGCUGGAGCCUCUUGGAUGCAAAGGUGGUGUGCCGGCAGUUGGGGUGUGGGAGGGCCAUACUGACCAAAAGAUCCUGCAACAAAGCUACCGAGGGCCAAGGGCCCAUCUGGCUGAGUCACGUGUCAUGCUCAGGACAAGAAGUAAGCCUUCAGGAUUGCCCUUCUGAGCCUUGGGGAAUGAACAACUGCACCCACGAUGAGGACAUGUGGGUUGAAUGUGAAGAUCCUUUUAAGUUGAGGUUGGUAGGAGGAAACAACAGCUGCUCUGGGCGACUGGAGGUGCUGCACAAGGGCAAAUGGGGCUCUGUCUGUGAUGAUGGCUGGGGAGAAAAGGAGGACCGGGUCGUGUGCAAGCAACUUGAAUGUGGACAGUCCCUCUUUCCAUCUGUCAAAGUCCGGAGAAGAUUUGGACCUGGGAAUGGCACCAUCUGGCUGGAUGAUGUUCAUUGUUCAGGGGAGGAGUAUUCCCUGGAGGAGUGUGGGCACAGGUUGUGGGGAUAUCACAACUGCAAACACAAGGAAGAUGUGGCUGUGAUCUGCUCAGGACAGGAGCCUGGGCUUCCUGACGCUUGACAUGACCCUCACAGGCCCCGAGUAUCCUUUGCUUCCUCAUGGGUCCUGAUUGGCCCAGCAUGAGCAUUGGGCCUGCUGGCUUUAGCCACCACUCCCUCAGCCUCUCAGCAAGAGUCUGAACAAUUGCUUAUGCCUUGCUCUCUGAGCUAAACACCCCCAUCAUUGCCUGGAGAUAUGAGUUGUUGAAUUCCCUCUUGCUGGGGAAGAUGAGCUCCCGGUCAUCUUCUCCUCACUACUGACCCCUUGGCAUUGGUUUUGGCCUCUCCAGCCUCCUUAACACACCUGGGAUGUCCAGGCCUGUUACUGUGACAGUACUGGCCAUUACCAAGGCAAGAUCCAUGUCUAUAAAGAACGUGAAAGGAAGGAGACAACGAAAGGAACAUUUGAAAGGGUAUGUGGUUAGAUGAUUACGUGGAACCUGAGGGAAAGUUUAGAGUCUUUUUGAACUCUUUUCCUCAAGUUUCAGGUGAUCACAACAAUUAAUGACACCUCAUUACUCUCCUAUUCCUUGGUAAGAGUAGACCAUUCUUUCAGUAGCAGAGCAGCAUCUUGUAAUCAUAGACUUUUUCAUGACGCUUGGAAAAAGAUGUUGUGCUUCCUGAAUGACCAUAAUAAAAUACCUUUUUUGUCCAUGUACAUAGAACUUGCUGACAUAAUUGGCAUUUAACAAGAAGAAUCUCACAAAUGCAUUUUAGUUUAUCUAAGGAAAAAUUGGCUAUGAGGCUUCCACUGGAAGAAAGGAAAAGAAGAGGCAGAAAGAGUUUGAGGAGGUCCAAAGUUGUGCCUCAUACCAACAAGAUAAUAUCAUUUUCAUUUUAUCAACUCAGACUUUGGGGUCUGCAAGCAUGAGGCAAGAGAGAACGAUACAAAGGAGAGAAUCAAGACAAUGCUAAAAAUCAACAACUUUAGACUCUGGGGCUAAGUUGAGUACCUGCAAUAUACCUACAUUAAUGCUAUCUAAUAAAGUAGAUCUCAUAGUCUCCACAGUUG